AUGAUAAACUCCCAUGGGGGUGGAGGGGUGCUUCCACUUGAGGAGAAGGAAGAGGAGUUGAAGUUGGAGGAGCAAGAGGAUGAUGAUAAUGGUGAAACCGGCCACGACGCCCAAUCGUCUCAGUGGAGAUGCAACAUGCUUGAAGAAAUAACCAAUGCCACCUCAGAGCCCACGUUCUAUGUCUUUGCUUUCUCCACAUCUGAAACUGAAAGAAUAACAAUUGUAACAGCAGUUUUGCUGAUUUAUCUUCUUAUUCUUAGUGGGAAUCUCCUCAUCAUUUCAUUGAUAGGUCUUGAGCUCCAGCUACACACGUCCAUGUACUUCUUCCUGUGUAAUCUGUCUAUAUUAGACAUCUUGUAUGUGUCCACAACACUUCCUAAGCUGAUCUACAUAUCUCUCACCGGUGACCAUGUUAUGUCAUAUACUGGGUGUUUAGCUCAGUUAUAUUUGUAUCUAUUGUUUGGUGAUACAGAGUGCUUUCUGUUGACAUCCAUGGCCAUUGACCGCUAUGUAGCAAUUUGCUUUCCUUUACAUUACUCUCUCAUAAUGAGUAAAGAGGUUUGUGUGUUACUGGCAUUUCCUGCAUGGUUUAUGGCCUCUGUCAAUGCCUCCCUUCUCACCUGUUAUGCUCAUAACUUGACUUUCUAUGGUUUAGUUGAAGUCAAAAACUUCUUCUGUGACAUUAAAGGCCUGCUAAGGGCUUCCAUUAGUGACACUACUUCUUUGAGGACAUUUAUUACUGUGGAUGCAAUGUUUGUUGGGGUUUUUCCCUCUUGUCUGAUCUUGGCUUCCUAUGUCUGUAUCAUUCACACUGUCUUAAAAAUUAAGUCUUCCCAUGGAAGAUGGAAGAUGUUCUCAAGCUGCACUUCCCAUAUAACAAUAGUGGUUGUGUACUUUGGUUCUGCCAUAUCCUUGUAUUUGACAAAUUCUCUAGAACAAGAUCUUGUCCUCUCAAUGAUGUUUAUUACUUUGGUCCCAAUGUUAAACCCUCUAGUAUACAGCCUGAGGAAUAAAGACAUCAUAAGAACGCUUAAACAAAUAAUACAUGUUUCAGGUGUUUCUAUGGGGGCCAAAUUCUCCCCGUCUUUGGCCAACAUAGCCAUGGCUUUCUGGGAAGAAAAAUAUGUCUUUUCUGUUGACAACCCAUUUUCUGGGUAUCUUGUCUGUUUAUGUGACAGCUUCAUCUUUGCUAAAGAGCAAAAUUUCAAAUUUUCGCUCUCAAGUAAAUUAAUUAUUGAUGAAGCUGAUAUUUACCGUGACUCCCACAAGGGCUCAUGGGAAUUUGCACAAGAUUGA
Molecule: messenger RNA, 1296 nt
Organism: Bufo gargarizans (Asiatic toad)
Lineage: Eukaryota; Metazoa; Chordata; Amphibia; Anura; Bufonidae
Product: olfactory receptor 1496-like
Exons: 4
Coding region: 1-1296 (431 amino acids)
Biological process (GO): G protein-coupled receptor signaling pathway
Cellular component (GO): membrane
Molecular function (GO): G protein-coupled receptor activity; olfactory receptor activity
Source: RefSeq, a predicted model, not a curated record